Messenger RNA from Brugia malayi, 702 nucleotides. RefSeq lists its product as uncharacterized. The coding region runs from base 1 to 702 and encodes 233 amino acids. Gene Ontology annotation, molecular function: thioredoxin-disulfide reductase (NADPH) activity. The record is from RefSeq and is a predicted model, not a curated record. NCBI's taxonomy places the organism in Eukaryota, Metazoa, Nematoda, Chromadorea, Rhabditida, Onchocercidae. Gene Ontology annotation, cellular component: endoplasmic reticulum membrane. Gene Ontology annotation, biological process: cell redox homeostasis. The transcript has 6 exons.
AUGAUUACGAACCAAAUUGGUACGGUUAUCUUAGGUAUAGCUCUGCUCUUAUCCUUACGGGAUAUCUAUGGACAUUCCAAAGAUGAAUAUGACGACGAUGAAGUGUUUAAAAAGGAAUUUGGUGAUGAGAAAAUGGACGAAAAAUUAGAGGAUGCGGACUACAUUCGAGUUAGGCAAGAAUCAGCUCAAUUCAGUGUACCGCCACAUACUACUAGGAAACUUCCUAGCAUGAAGUUUUUGUUUUGUGUUUCAUGUGGUUAUCGGCAAGCAUUUGAUGAAUUUUCUCGUUACAUACAUGAGAAGUAUCCGUCAAUGAAAAUUGAUGGCGCUAAUUAUUCACCUAAAGCAUGGAAAAACGUUUUGGCGCAGAUUAUUGGGUUAGGGAAGAUAGUGCUCAUUGUAUUGAUUGUAAUGGGGCAGGAUCCAUUUGCAUCGAUUGGACAGCCAACACCACGCAUUUUCUCAUGGGCCUUGAACAACAAAGUGUCAUCUUGCAUGAUGUUGUUUCUUCUAUCUAACACUAUUGAAAGCUCUCUUAUGUCGACAGGAGCGUUCGAGAUUUACUUGGGCGAUGAACAAAUAUGGUCAAAACUUGAAAGUGGACGAGUGCCAUCACCAUCAGAACUGGUUCAGAUUGUUGACCAGCAAAUGGAACUGCAAGGUGUAAGGGCUUCCGAUACAUUUACAUUCGACUCAUCCUGA